Drosophila erecta is the source of this 2370-nucleotide messenger RNA. RefSeq names its product synaptotagmin-5. Gene Ontology annotation, cellular component: membrane. The coding region runs from base 485 to 2125 and encodes 546 amino acids. The transcript has 8 exons. Gene Ontology annotation, biological process: regulation of calcium ion-dependent exocytosis; calcium-ion regulated exocytosis; regulation of dopamine secretion. The record is from RefSeq and is a predicted model, not a curated record. Lineage: Eukaryota; Metazoa; Arthropoda; Insecta; Diptera; Drosophilidae. Gene Ontology annotation, molecular function: syntaxin binding; clathrin binding; calcium-dependent phospholipid binding.
CGUUGAAUGGCGCAGCGUCUAGCAUUGGCCAUCCUGUCGUUGUGGCAAGCGGUCCUGCCAACAUCCUGCCACUCAUAUCCUGUCACUCUCACACGGCGGUUGCGAGCGUUUUCGAUACGGAUUCCGAUUUGGAUUCUGAUACGGUUUAUGUUUCUUGUUUUUACCUUCGCGCGGUGUGUGGGCCAGCACAAAAUGAGAUUCAGUUGUCUGCAAUUUGAAUAGACUGCCUUUGCGCAUAGAUAUCAAAAUUGUUUUGAAACGAAACUCAGUGAAUUCGCUUAUUGCGCCUUUGGUGUUAAAUUCAUUCCUGGAUUUGCAUAUGCCAAGAGUGUUUGAAUAUUGAUGAGUUGUGCCCAGGGAGAUGAUUAAUUAUCCCGAUUUAGUGUAAACACAAACAAUAAAAUUCGUUUUGAAAACAAUUGAUUCCUGUGAAAUAGAAGUUCUUCAAAUCAAGAAUAAGAAGGGAAUCCAACUCAUCGGCAAGAUGGUUAUGGUUAGUUCCGCGGUUCUGGGGGCCGCAGCCGGAACAGGACUGGCCCUGAUCCUGGCCGUGACCAUCGUCAUGUAUCGCUACUACCUCCUGCGUAAGCGUGGCAAGGAGUGGGACGAGCUGGACCGCUGGGAGGAGACCCGCAUUAUGCGGAAGCUGCAGAUGAAGGAGGUGGCCAUUGCCAAGGAGUGCCAGCCCAUCCAGCCGGCCAGCCAGCUGCAUGGAAUGCACGGCGGCAUGGGGCUCAACCAUCACCACAUGGGCACGGUUUCGGCCACCGGCACGGACAUCUUGCGCGGACCCGCCGAAGUUUUCCACAGUCCGCUCCACUUGCACCACCAGAGCCGCUCCUUUCCGCCGCGCCUCCAGCGCACGCCGUCCAUCUCCAGCCAGAGCAGCGUGGACAGCGCCCCCUCCAGGAAUUCGGGUCAUCGAGGCUCGUCGCCACAGAUAAGGACUUUCGGACCGGACGGACGCAGCUCGCUGCCAAGUGAGCCCGGAUUUCCGCACCAUUUGGCCAGGUCACCCAGUCCCAUGCGAACUAUUUCUUUGGAUGCGCGCUGCGGCAGUCCCGCCCACGCGGCGGAUCCCGGGGAUCUGAGGACGCCCAGUCCCUCGCAGAGCAGCUUGGCCUCCUUGGCCGGAGGAUCGGCCAUGGGAGGCAGCAGUUCCGGAAAGGGCGUGGCCGGCGGUCGCUGCCUUUCGCCGCUGCUGAUACCGCCUAGAUCCCAGCCCGGCGUGGAUCCCGCAAUGGGUCCCGCCUCGCCACUGGGCGCCCUCCAGCCGGAUCUCUAUCGAAUGCCGGACGGACCCGUUUACCUGACUGCUCCGGAGUCCAGUCACGCCGUGGGUCGUCUGCAUCUGCGGGUCAAGUACGACUAUCACCUGUUCGACCUGACGGUUCAUCUGAUUGAAGCUCACAACCUGAGUCCCAUCGAAGAGGGCGGAUUCCGGGAUCCCUAUGUGCGCCUGAUGCUGCAACCGGAAGUGGACAGCCGGAAGCGGCAGACCCACAUUCACCGGGGCGAGUCCAAUCCCUACUUCGACCAGCACUUCAAGUUCCCGGUUUCCCGGGAUCAGCUCCAGGGCAAGGAGCUGAUCCUCCAGGUGCUCGACUACGAUCGCUAUUCGCACAACGACAUCAUCGGCGAGGUGCGCAUCUCUGUGGAUGGGCUGGAUCUGUCCAAGUCAGUGGAGAUCUGGGGCGACCUGCUGCGCACCAAGAAACCCAAGGAGGAUCGACCGGAACUGCUGUGCUCCUUGAACUACUUGCCGCAGGCCGAGCGAUUGACUGUGGUCAUCAUGAAGGCUAGGAACUUGGAUACUCUGCAGGAACCAUAUGUCAAGAUUUACCUGAUUCAAAACGGCAAGCGCAUCAAGAAAAAGAAGACCAGCAUUACGAAGUCGGACGAUCCCACCAAUCCCAUCUGGAACGAGGCGUUCACCUUUAAUUUGCAAUCAAAUUAUCUCCACAAUGCAGCCAUCGAGAUCUAUGUGGUGGGCGCCGGGAGCGAGGCCACGGAAAUCGGAUGCUGCGGACUGGGGCCCCAGGAAAGUGGAACUGGAUGCCAGCACUGGCACGACAUGAUUAACAAUGCCCGCAAGCCCACGGCCAUGUGGCACUAUAUCCGCUAGGGCCGUGCAGAGUGAAUUAUGGAUUGUGGAUUGUGAAUUAUGAUUUAUGAAUUAUGAUUUGCCCAAAACACAUGCAAUUGCUCCUCUCAUUGCGUCUAUAUAGGUGUACUACUAACGUAACCGUGUCUGUGUGAAUUUUCCAAUUGCAUUUUUGGGCGGCUCGCCGCCCCCAGCUUAUAAUGUUCUACGAAAUCAAAAUCUCAUCUAUAUAUAUAUGAAUGUACAAUACAUACUAAUGCAGCUAA